AUGAACACGAGUUUGUCAGGUAGUAUUAAUCAUAAUAAUCUGACAAAUGACUUAGAGGACGAGAAACUCCAGCUUAUGGAUCAAUUAAGAGACUUAAAUAAUCAAUUGAAUGACCAGAAGAAAGAAAACAAGAGAAUUGUUGAUGAAUUGAUAGAAAAGACCAAUAAGCUUCGUGACUAUUAUGAAAUCAAAGCACAACUUGAUGAAUCAAAGCAAAAUUUAAAAACAUCACAACAAGAAAACGGCGAAUUAAAGAAGAAAGUUGAUGAUCUGACAAAGAGAUCAGAAGAAGCAGAGAAUCUAGCCAAAGAACUAUCAAACAAAGCGAAACCACAAGAAAAACUUGAAAUUCAAAAUGAAAAACAACAAGAAAACAUGAAAGACCAAAUCCAAGCCAAAAACGAGAUGAUCGCAAAACUGAAGAAGAAGAUAAUUGUUCUUGUGAAAGAAAUAGAAGGGAAAGACGAAGAAAACAAACAAUUAAACCAGAAAUUAAGUGAAAUCGAAAAUGAAACAGAAGAAAACAAAGAACUGAAUCGAUCAUUCGAAUCAAAGGUCUCCAACAACGAAUUAGACCUAAAAUCAAAAGAAAAUGAAAUAAAAAUUUUGAAAUCAAAAAUAAUUGAAUUGAAAAAAGAAAUUUCCGGCCAAAACGCAAAGCUUGAAGACGUAUUAUCACAGAAUGACAAGAAGACACAAGAAAACGAGAAAUUAAAAGAAGAUUUGCAAGAAUUAUUAAAAAAAUUAGGAAAUUCAACCGACCAAAACCAACAACAAGAGAAAUUGAUAUCUGCAAACAAAGGAGUGAUUGAAUCUAAAGAUAUUUAUACAAAACAACAAGAAAGAAUCAUUGAUUCACAGCAAGAAAAGAUAAAAAGACUUAUUUCUUCGAGAAACAACUUAAAAGAAGACAUAAAACGUCUGAAAACUGAACUUGAAAAAUCUUUUAAAGAAAAUUCAGAACAAAAAACAAAAAUUGAAGAAUUAGAAAAUGCAAAAAAAGAAUUACAAGAAGAAAAUCAAGGAAUAACUGAUGCUAUGCGUAGAUUGUUGAUGCAAAGGAAUAAGAAACAAGAUGAUGUUGAUAUUCUUGGUGAAAGGAAUGAAUUAGAAAGACAAUUAAUUAAAACUAAAUUGGAAUUACAAACAAAAUGUCAAAAUGUUACGUUUUUGAAGCAGAAUUUGAUUGAAAAAGAAAAUGAUAUUAAAACUAAAUUGGCAAGGAUUGAUGUAUUAGAAAAGAAUAAUAAUAAGUUAAAAGAGGAUUUAAAUAAUUCAGAAAACGAAAAAAAUCAGGAAAUUGAAAAAUUAAAUUUAAUUAUUGACAAAAAUCAAAAAGAUAUCAAUGAUUUAUCAAAUAAACUUAAGUCUUGCGAAGUGGUAAUGAAGAAAUCAGAGGAAUUACGUGAAUCUAUUGAGAAUUACCAAAAUGAAAUCCAAAUUUUGACAGAAAAACUUGAAAAUGAACAAAAUUUUGUGAAAAUACAGAAUGAAAAGCUGCAAAAUGACAUGGAAAAACUCUCAAAAUCCAAAAAUGAAGUUGAAAUUAAACUUGAAAAUACGAAAUUGAAAGAAAUUGAACUUCAAAAAGAAUUAUUUGGUGAAUACAAUGAAGAAAACAAUCCAUUGUUGAAACUAAAACAAAUGAAAAGUGAAAUUGAAGAACUUCAAAAUGAAAUUAAAUCAAAAGAAGAGUUUAACAAUGUAAAUCUAAGAGAAAUUGAUAAUUUACAAGUCUCUCUAAACCAAACAAAACAGAAGUUGUUUUUAAGUGAUAAAAGUAAUUUGGAAUUGAAACAAAACCAAGAAAUUCUCAAAGAAAAAAUUUCAAAUUUAGAAAAUCUAAAUAAAGAAAAUUUGGAAAAAAUCAACAACCAAAAGAAAGAAAUAGGAGAAAUCAAUACAAAACUUGGUAAUGAUCAAGAAAUGAUCAACACAAAAACACAGCAACUUUUAGAUCUACAAAAUAAAUUUGAUGAUUUAGAAAAUAAGGAAAAAGAAAGAAAAAUUUUGUUUGAAGAAAUUUCUGUGAAAUACAAAGAAAUAGAAACAGAAAGAGAUAAUCUAAAGAAAAGAUUGCAAGAAGCAGAUGAGUCUGAAGCAAAGAAAGAUGAACAAAUACAGAAACUACUGCAAGAAUUAGAUGAAAUUAAUGAAAAAUUUGAAGAGAAAAAUACUGAAUUUUUGAAUAUUUCUGAAGAAAACAAAAAACUGACAAAUAAUUUGAAUAAAACCGAAAAAUCUUCUAAUAAAAAAGAAGAAGCACUUAAGCAGCUGAUAGAGAAACUAGAGAUAUCUACUAAAUCUGAAUCAAACAAAGAGAAAAUGAUAAAGAAACUGAAAAUUGCUGUUGAACAACUUUCAGAAGAAAACAAUGAUUUACAAACAAAGCUUUCAAAUCUAGAAGAAGAAAACAACUUGAAUAAGAAAGAAAUCAAGGAAAGUAAUGAUAAGAACAAUAAGUUAUCUACAAAACUUCAAGAAUUAACAAACAAAAUCAAUGAUUUUUCGAAAAAUAAUCAAAUUUUGUCAGAAAAACUUGAAAAACAAAAUCAGACAAUACAAAACUUGAAUUCUGCAUUGGAUAAGAAGAACUCAUCAAUACAGAAUGUUUCUGAUAACUAUCAGCAGCAAAUUUUGGAAAAAGAGAAUUUAA
Messenger RNA from Trichomonas vaginalis G3, 2656 nucleotides. Its product is annotated as biological adhesion protein. The record is from RefSeq and is a predicted model, not a curated record. The transcript has a single exon. The annotation marks the transcript as partial. NCBI's taxonomy places the organism in Eukaryota, Parabasalia, Trichomonadida, Trichomonadidae.